This is a messenger RNA of Penicillium nucicola, 1986 nucleotides long. Its product is annotated as bifunctional aminopeptidase/epoxide hydrolase. Gene Ontology annotation, cellular component: cytosol. Gene Ontology annotation, molecular function: metallopeptidase activity; aminopeptidase activity; epoxide hydrolase activity. The transcript has 9 exons. The record is from RefSeq and is a predicted model, not a curated record. NCBI's taxonomy places the organism in Eukaryota, Fungi, Ascomycota, Eurotiomycetes, Eurotiales, Aspergillaceae. The coding region runs from base 1 to 1986 and encodes 661 amino acids. Gene Ontology annotation, biological process: proteolysis.
AUGACUUUGUGGAAAUCGCCUUCUCUCCGGAGCUUCAAUUUCUCUUCGUUACGUUCAGCGCAUAUCACUGUGCGCUUCAACCAAGCCCGCAAGAUGGUCACCAAUCCGCGGGAUCCGAAUACCGUGAGUAACUACAACAAUUGGCGGUCUACCCACAUCACCGCCAAUUUCGAUAUUCUGUUCGACCAGAAGAAGCUGGUGGGCAAUGUCGUUCAUCAGUUCAAGUCCAUCACCAAUGCCGAGUCUCGUGAGAUCAUUCUAGAUACUAGUUAUCUUGACAUUGGUACUGUGAAGGUCAAUGGCCAGCCAUCCAAAUGGGAGUUGCUACCCCCACUGGAACCCUAUGGGGUUCCCUUGAAAAUCACUCUUGAGCAAGGGGUUGAAUUGGAUGGCACCGUUGAGGUCGAUAUUGCCGUGCAAACCACCGACAAGUGCACAGCACUGCAAUGGUUGACUCCGGCGCAAACCUCAAACAAGAAGCAUCCGUACAUGUUCUCGCAAUGCCAGGCAAUCCAUGCCCGGUCUAUCUUCCCUUGUCAGGAUACCCCGGAUGUGAAGAGCACCUUUGAUUUUAAUAUCACUUCCCCUCUUCCGGUCAUGACCAGUGGUCUGCCCAUUCGAAAAUCCUCAGAGACCAAGUCUGAGCAUCAGCUGUAUCGAUUCCACCAGUCGGUGCCAAUUCCCAGCUAUCUCUUCGCUAUUGCCAGUGGAGACGUCGCAGAGGCUUCAAUUGGACCCCGGAGUGUUGUUGCUACCAGCCCUGACAAGCUGGAUGAAUGUAAAUGGGAGCUCGAAGCUGAUACCGAGAACUUCAUCACCACAAUCGAGAAAAUUGUCUAUCCCUACGCCUGGGGCGAGUACAAUGUCUUGAUCUUACCGCCCAGUUUCCCUUAUGGUGGCAUGGAGAACCCUAUCUUCACUUUCGCUACUCCAAGCAUCAUCUCCAAGGAUCGUGAGAAUAUCGAUGUUAUCGCGCACGAACUGGCUCACAGUUGGAGUGGCAACCUUGUCACCAAUGCCUCUUGGGAGCACUUCUGGCUGAACGAAGGUUGGACUGUUUAUCUGGAGAGAAGAGUAAAUUCUGGCUGCUGUGUACGUCUUCACGGCUUUAUUUCAUUUAAAUGGUACGCUAACUUUCGCAGCCACGGCGAAGCCUAUCGUCACUUCUCAGCCAUCAUUGGAUGGAAGUCUCUGACUGAUGCUGUCGAGCACUUUGGCAAUGAUCACGAGUUCACUAAACUUAUCGUGGAUCUGAAGGGUAAGGACCCUGAUGACGCAUUCUCCAGUAUCCCUUACGAGAAGGGCUUCAACUUCCUGUUCUACCUUGAGAACCUUGUUGGAAAGCCCAAAUUCGACAAAUUUAUUCCUCACUACUUUACGACAUUCAAGUGCAAAUCCCUGGACUCCUAUGAGUUCAAGGCCACGAUCUUGGAUUUCUUUGCGUCAGAUGCCGAGGCAUCCAAGCUCUUGAACGACAUAGACUGGGACAAGUGGUUCUAUGCACCAGGCUUGCCGCCCAAACCAAGCUUUGACACGUCGCUUGUGGAUGUUGUCUAUGAGCUUUCCAAGAAAUGGCAGUCCCUUCCUGGAUCGUCCUUCAAGCCUCAAGCCAGUGAUAUCAAGGGCCUGACCGCAAACCAAUUGGUUGUCUUCCUUGAACAGAUGCUCUUGCUGGAGAAGCCACUCACUCCGGAGAUCUCGAAGUUGAUGGGUGAUGUCUACGGGUUGUCCAAGAGUGAGAACAUUGAGGUUUCCAACCUCUAUUUGCAGGUUGGCAUGAAGGCCGGCGAUGACAGCGUCAUUGAGCCGACCACUGAGUUGCUUGGCCGCAUUGGACGCAUGAAGUUUGUUCGACCUCUCUUCCGCAAUCUUCAAAAGAUCAACCGCCCUGUUGCCCUCGAAACUUUCGAGAAGUACAAGGACUUCUACCACCCUAUCUGUCGCGGCAUGGUGGAAAAAGACCUCUUCGGCAAGAAAGAAAACUAA